This is a messenger RNA of Saccostrea echinata, 2440 nucleotides long. RefSeq names its product E3 ubiquitin-protein ligase TRIM56-like. Bases 3 to 2168 code for a protein of 721 amino acids. Gene Ontology annotation, cellular component: nucleoplasm; chromatin. NCBI's taxonomy places the organism in Eukaryota, Metazoa, Mollusca, Bivalvia, Ostreida, Ostreidae. The record is from RefSeq and is a predicted model, not a curated record. The transcript has a single exon. Gene Ontology annotation, molecular function: zinc ion binding; ubiquitin-protein transferase activity. Gene Ontology annotation, biological process: positive regulation of DNA-templated transcription.
AAAUGGAUUCGUUAAGUAAAUGCUUGAAAGAAGAUUUUCUCACUUGUGCAAUAUGCUACGAACUGUUUACGGAACCAAAAACUUUGUCAUGUUUACACAAUUUCUGUGAAUCCUGUUUGGAAACUUUUGUACAGAAAUCUUCAGAGAAAAACCAUUUAAGCUGUCCAAUAUGCCGGGAAUUUACGCCUCUACCAUCACAAACUGUCUCCAGUUUGAAAACAAACUUCAUAUUCAAGGAAAUGGUCGCUAAGAUACCCCGAUCCAGAGGAUCGAUUUCUUCCAGAAAAUGUUCAUUUUGUAUUCUGCACUCGAAAGAAGUAGAGGCAACUCACAAAUGUGUGACAUGUAUGGAUUUGCUUUGCAGUUUUUGCACAAGACACAGGCAUGUAUUUACUAGGCAGAACGCAUAUCAUAAGGUAGUCCUCUUGAAAGAUUACUUGGCCGGAAUGUAUAAAGAAGAAACCAAGUACGAGAUUCCUUGCGAGAAACACCAAGAAAGAUUACGUUUCCUUUGUCAGCAUUGCUCAGUUCCAAUAUGUAGAGAAUGUGCUGUUGUAGAGCACAGGUCCCAUAAAUAUGUAACGUUUGUAGAGGCAAGAGAAUUCGUAAAAAAGGAAGUUGAAAAGAACUUGCAGAUUUGUAAAACAAAGAAAGAGAAACUGCAAACUAUACAAUCAUCACUGAUUUCUAAAUCAGAGGAAGUAUCGGCUAAAGAAUCUUCGCUGUUGGACAUGGUCGAUUUCACUUGUAAAGAAAUUGAAUCUAAGUUGAACCUUCAUCGCCAAAGAAUUGAACAGGAAAUUAAGAGAAAGUCAAGCGAAGAAAAGAAAAAUGUUGAUUUUCAUAUUCAAGAGAAUUUGAACUUUCAAGACCGAAUAAAAGAAUCCAUCUCAUUUUGCGAAAACAUGUUAUCUAAAGGGAGUGAUUUAGAAGUUGUUUUCUUUUUGGAGGAAAUGAAAUCAUGUUUACUAAAAUGUCCAGAUCCAAAAGAAAAUCAAUUGCAAAUUGCUCUUCCAACUCUGAAAGUCAAUAUGAUGCAAGAAUUCAAUGUUUUUCACUUAAAAGAUGCUGUUUUUGAUGAAGAUUCCCCAGCUUCCUCAGCGGAAGAUACGGAAAAUUCAACCGAAUUAAGCAACAAAGUCAAUGAAUCAGAUGAAGAGUAUGUAGAAAAAACCUGUAAUAAACCCGAAUUAAGUCAAGAGAACGGAGACAAAAAUUCAGAAGAAACAAGGACAGAAAAGUCAAAGGACACAACGUCAGAUGGAGCAUGUUCAAAGAGCGCAAGAAAUACAACACAAAAAAUUAACACGGAAUCAAGCAACAAUUCAGUAAAUACUAAAUUGGAAAAGGCGUGUUCUGAAAAAACAGGUAAUAAGGUUCAGAAGGUGAAGGCAUCUGGUCAGUCAAUGAAUUAUCAAGUUCCUAAGUGUUUGAAAACUUACGAGCAUUUAGACAGGCAUGGUGAUAAAAAUCCAAGUUACACUUGCAUUACAUGGAUUGACAGAGCAACUUUUGCUCUUGUAGACGAAUUAAACCAAAUAGUUCUCAUUGUUUCAUCCAAAAGAGAUACCCAAAACAUUCAAAAACAUUUGGUUAAAGGUAUAAAAGCCAUAACAAAAUUUGGUAAUUUUCUUGCUUGUAAAACUCAAUCUGGUGAGGUAAAAAUUUACUCCUUUCCGGAUCUGAAGUUAGAGAGAGUUUUUAACGGGGCCUUUGCUGUAUCGUCACGCUCUUCUGAGUUGGUAUGGAUCACAAAAGUAAAGAUUGUUGUAUUCAAGAACACAAGUCUUCAGGAGAUGUAUUUUUCAGACGAAAACGGGAGGCAAUUUAAAUUAGAAAUGCCUCUUUAUGCGUGCUGUCUUUGCAAUAAGUCUUUUGCUAUCUCAGAUAAGGAUUCUAAAUGUCUAUAUUUUUUCGACAAAAGGGCUCAAAAACAACAUGUUAUUACUGGAAGAUAUGGUGCCCUUUCUUGUGACAAGGAAAAUCGUGUUUACCUGACUAAUUAUGAGACUGACUGCAUCUUCAUCUUCGAUUCAAUUGGAGAGUGGCUGAAGACAAUUUCUUUAAACUGCAUAAUACAGAAACCAAGGAGUAUAUCAGUGCUGGGUGAGGAAGAAAUUCUGGUUUCCAACAAGGAGAAUGUAGUUCUUAUUUCACUUAAAAGAUGAAUUUACAAAGACAACGGAAAUAUUUAUAGAAGUGAUUCUAAGUGAUUCUUGUUUUAAUACGUUAUGUCAAUUGCUAACCAAUAUAUCGGUUGAAAAGGAGGACUGCGCUAAAUUUGCGCUUAUUUAGGUACGUUUACAGUAUGAAGAACUCUCAAUGUUGAAAAGUAAGUUUUAUCUAAUGACGUUAACUCGGGGAUAAUUUAGGCUCUCCUGACUGAGGUCGUUGGUGUAUUUGGUCAGUUUCUGAAAUGUAAAUAAAAUUACUGUCUUAA